CGCGGACGGCUUCGCGGGCGCGGAUCGGCGGGACCCGGGCGCCCGCGAGGAGGUCGGCGCAGCCCGGUCCCACCCCGAGCGCGGGAGCCGGCGGAGCAGAUCAGCGCGUCCCUAUCGGCAGGCAAAGUGCUUGAAGAGCUCACCACACGCACAUUUACGGUUCUCAUUAAAGAAGCCUCACGUAAGAAAGAAAACUACUCUCUCUUGACUCAAGAUGGCUCCAAAGCCCCUCCCUUUGACUGGGUAUUUAAACUGCAAGAAAGAUAUCCUUGACCUCAUCUGAAGAUGACUGAUGAUUGAUGGACACCUGAUACCCUGCUGCCUUUGCUUGGAAACUGAGUUUUGUUGUACUGAUUUAACCACCCUCAAUGUUUGCUGAUGCUAGCAUGACAAAAGAAUGCUGAUUCUGUCCCUGUUGACCCCUGUGUGAAACUGACUUUUCAUAUACUGUGCAUUCUUUGACCUUCCAUAAAGAUGUCUGAACCUGACUCUUCAUCUGUAUUCUCUGGGAGUAUGGAGAAUGGAACUUUCCUCGAGCUAUUUCCCACAUCCCUGUCCACAUCGGUGGACCCGUCCUCAGGCCACCUGUCAAAUGUCUAUAUCUAUGUGUCCAUAUUCCUCAGCCUGUUAGCCUUCCUGCUUCUACUUUUAAUCAUUGCCCUCCAGAGGCUCAAAAAUAUCAUCUCCUCCAGUUCCUCCUACCCGGAGUAUCCAAGCGACGCUGGAAGUUCUUUCACCAACUUGGAAGUCUGCAGUAUUUCCUCGCAAAGGUCCACUUUUUCAAACCUUUCCUCCUGAAGAAAAUGUAAGAAUCCUUCAAUGCUGCGGCCCUCGGGGAGUUUUCCCUUGGAAAGUGUCGCAUGAAGUAGGUGCCUCAGGAAAGAAACGCCCAUUUUGUUCUUUUCCACCGAUUAGACCCAGUUCUCCUUCUCCUUCAGCCCUGAUUUCUUUUCCUGUUCAUGAUGCUUUUCAUCGUGAAUGUCAGAGUUGAUGCUGACAGAAAUGCAUGCAAGGUGCAGAAUUUCACCCAGACUUCUUGGUGAAUCUGGGGCUGGCUUCUUCUCAGUGGGUCAGGUCACCCUGUUGGACACCCGAGGCAGAACUCACCUGAGGCGGCCUCGCAGAAGAUGCUGGAUCAGGGCUCUGCACUUGGCUUCUCUUACAAAACCGUAAAAUCAACGGAGUCAGCAGAAACUGGCUAAGUGAAGUCUGAGCAAUGUGGAAGAUAUUAUCCAUAUUUAAAAGAUAAAGUGGAAACACCAAUUUAAAAAAAAAAAGUCAAUUUAGAUUUCAUGUGUAACAUCUCUAAAACCGGGGGCAAAAAUAUUUUAAAUGUUUUCUAAAUCACAUUUAUUGAUGAAUUAAGUCAUAUGUGGAAAAGUUCUGGAAGACUUUAACUUUUAAUGGCAAGACAAAUAUGUGUUAUAAUGCCAUUUGUAAUGUAUUUCUGCCUCUUGGGUUUUUACCUACUUAUGUUAUAGUCAUAAUGCCCCUACAUGGUGGAAUUCUUUGUGAUAAUUGCUGUUGCUAUUACUAAGAGAAGCGCCAGAACAGACGCCAGGCCGUUUAUUUUAUAUCUGUAAUUCCCAUCAAUGGAAUCACACAUAUGGAAAAUACUCAUUUAGUUGUAUUUUGUACAGUAAUAACUCCUCGCAGUUGUGUAUGUUCCUUUAUUCAGUUUCACAGUCUUUAUAAGUUUAGUGCAGAAUUAUAGUAAGACUCCGAGAUAUCAGAUGUUUGUUCACUCACAUUAGGUUGCAAAACUUAGAAGACUCAAUAGCUAAUAUCCAUGUUAUUAUAUACUCCAUGAAUGUUACAGGUCUCUGAUAACUUGUUGUUGUGUGUUAACAUAAUACUCUACAUUAGGAUUCCAGGAUGUGGAUUUAUGUUUAAAAUUGUAAACACUCACGUUGGGUAGCUGCUGGGAGCUUAGUGAUCCUGGGGCUGCCAUACUGUGGUCAGCCAAGCACACCUGAACUCGGGCUUUGUCCAUGAAAUGAGCCACAUGCAUGAACACAGACAUGGAAUAUGUAGGGAAUCAAGCUGCCCCUAAAAACCCAACAAAGCAAGCAAACUGUGGCUUCUUAAGAGUAAGAAUUUUAAUUUAAUUUUUAAAAUAAAUGGUCCACGGCAUAAACACUGAAUGUAUUCAGCCUACGAAGCCCACUGCAUCAACAUGCCCCUGUCUGCCCAUGGCAACUGGAUCCUUCUUGUCCAAAGCAUUUACUAAUCUUAAGUGGUGGGCCUUCAACCCACCCUUUGGCUUGGUUGUGUGGCAUCUCCAUCCAGAACUGGGAUGGGAUAAAGAAUCCACCAUUUCCACAGGGUCUAUCUUUGUCAUUCUAAAAUGCUGAGAGAAAUGCGGAUCGGUAAGUGAGGAUCAGAAGGUUUUUUUUUUUUUUAAAUCCAUAAGCCUCACUUAAAUCAGACCACAUUGAAAGGUUUAUAUAUAUCAAAAAUGUCCUCAAACACCAUAAGACCUGCACAGAGUUGCUGCCCUAAAAUGUAUAAUUAGUGAAAAUUUUGCCUUUGCUGUCAUUUAAAGCAUGGCAGUGUGUUAGAAUGUUAUUAUGUAGUAUAAAUGCUGGACUAGAAAAACUCUGCUAUUUUAGACCAUUAUAGCAUUCUGUGUGUGUAUGUGUGUGUGUGUGUGUGUGUGCGUGUGUGUGUCUGUACACAACACAUUCUCAGAAUAUAUAAUAUAUAUAUUCACACACUCCCAAUUAAGAGUUGUGUGAAAGCUGCACAGGAUUACAGAGGCAUCUAUAUUACACUUUUGCUCUUUGAUUAAUCUUGUGCUAUUUUGGUUACCAAGGAAGAAAGGACUUGGAUGAACUGAUUUUAAAAAAUAAAGGAGCAAAUUUGCCACACAACAGUACAAUCUUAGUAUGAUCUGUUCUAAGGGGUAACUUUAUACUCUUUCCUUCUGGAAGAGAUUUAAAGGCUUCUAAAAGUAAAACUAACUUUUUUUUAAAAUUUGCAGUCACACCCCCCUCCCCCUCCCCCUGCCAUGAUGUUUCUAGCUCUCAAGGUUAAUUAGAGUGAUUGGAAGCAACAUUCAAAGAUGUAAAAUAGGAUUUGUCAUUCCCAGCUUGUCAGGAUAACAGAUUGUACAACUUGAGAUGAAUUUGUGUUAAGAAGUUCAGAAAGGUUGGAAGACUGGUUUAUAAAUAAAGAAAUCAAGCCCACUGA
Balaenoptera acutorostrata (minke whale) is the source of this 3192-nucleotide messenger RNA. It is a transcript of the gene SERTM1, whose product is annotated as serine rich and transmembrane domain containing 1. Bases 475 to 798 code for a protein of 107 amino acids. The transcript has 4 exons. The record is from RefSeq and is a predicted model, not a curated record. Gene Ontology annotation, cellular component: intracellular membrane-bounded organelle. Lineage: Eukaryota; Metazoa; Chordata; Mammalia; Artiodactyla; Balaenopteridae.